This is a messenger RNA of Morone saxatilis (striped sea-bass), 2823 nucleotides long. RefSeq names its product lysyl oxidase-like 2a (gene loxl2a). Gene Ontology annotation, biological process: sprouting angiogenesis; peptidyl-lysine oxidation. Gene Ontology annotation, cellular component: membrane. The transcript is spliced from 14 exons. The coding region runs from base 185 to 2416 and encodes 743 amino acids. Gene Ontology annotation, molecular function: copper ion binding; protein-lysine 6-oxidase activity. Lineage: Eukaryota; Metazoa; Chordata; Actinopteri; Moronidae. The record is from RefSeq and is a predicted model, not a curated record.
AGCGCGCGGCCAGCUGUGAGGGGAGCAGAGCAAACAGCCAGGAGAGUACUAAAGGGACAAAGACCCGCUGGUCCACAUCCCAUCCUCUCCAACAGGUCGCAAAACUCAGAAAGUCCGCGUAUUGGAAAGGCUGUGCUGCUCGUUCUCCGUCUGUCAAAAUCACUGUCUUCUCCCCCCCUGCAUCAUGUCUCGCCCAGUUGCCAUCUACUGUCUCUUGUCUGCGUUGCUGUACAUGUGGACGCUGUGCAACGCCCAGUCAGACUCUGGCAGCCCUGCAAUCCAGCUACGUCUAGCCGGGGAGAAGAGGAAACACUACGAGGGCCGGGUGGAGGUUUUCUACAAUGGAGAGUGGGGGACAGUGUGCGAUGAUGACUUCUCCAUCUACGCUGCCCGAGUGGUGUGCAAAGAGCUCGGCUUUGUGGAUGCCGAGUCCUGGUUGCCUUCAGCCAAAUACGGAAAAGGAGAAGGCCGUAUCUGGCUAGACAAUGUGCACUGCACUGGUGGAGAGAAGAGCCUGGCUCACUGUCAGUCCAAUGGCUUUGGAGUGUCUGACUGCAAACAUUCAGAAGAUGUCGGAGUGGUGUGCACCCAGAAGCGCAUUCCAGGCUUCAAGUUCAUCCGGAACCAGGCCAACAGCGAGGAGGGUUUGACUGUGCAGGUGGAGGAUGUGAGGAUCAGGGCCACUUACUCUCACAGGAAAAGGAUUCCCAUCACUGAUGGCUUUUUGGAGGUGAAAGACGGAGGCAAGUGGAGACAAAUCUGCAAUGAGGAGUGGACAGAGAUGAACAGCAGGGUCAUCUGUGGCAUGUACGGGUUCCCCGGGGAGAAACGCGUAAAUACCCGACCCUACAAACUGCUGGCCAAACGCCGUAAGAAGAACUACUGGGGUUUCUCCGUCAACUGCACCGGCAACGAGGCCGACCUGUCUGAUUGUAAGAUGGGCCGAGAGAUAGAGCUGAAGGGCAACCACACCUGUGAGAAGGGCAUGCCUGUUGUGGUCAGCUGUGUGCCUGGACGUGCCUUUGCCCCCAGCGUCAGCGCCGGCUUCAGGAAGGCCUACAGGGUGGAGCAACCCUUGGUGCGUCUAAGAGGCGGAGCUAUGAUUGGUGAGGGGCGAGUGGAGGUGUUGAAGAACGGGGAGUGGGGGACAGUGUGUGACGACAACUGGAACAUUCGAGCUGCCACUGUGGUCUGUCGAGAACUUGGGUUCGGAAGCGCCAAAGAGGCCUUAACUGGCGCCCGACUGGGACAAGGGAUGGGGCCAGUCCACAUGAAUGAGGUGGAGUGCUCUGGGUUUGAAAAGUCACUGACUGAGUGCUACUUCAACCGUGACGCUCUGGGCUGCAGCCACGAGGAGGACGCAGCAGUCAGGUGUAAUGUUCCUGCCAUGGGCUUCAACAAGAGACUUCGGUUAAGUGGCGGCCGUAAUCCCUAUGAGGGUCGUGUGGAGGUGCUGGCAGAGAGGAACGGCUCUCUGGUGUGGGGCACAGUGUGCAGUGACAGCUGGGGGACCAUGGAGGCCAUGGUAGUGUGCAGACAGCUUGGCCUGGGCUUUGCCAGCCAUGCUUUCCAGGAAACAUACUACUGGCAAGGAGAUGCCUCAGCUGAUGCAGUCAUGAUGAGUGGAGUCAGAUGUUCAGGGACUGAGCUCACUCUGGAUCAGUGUCUACAUCACGGGAAACACAUUGAGUGUCCCAAAGGAGGUGGACGCUUCGCUGCUGGGGUCUCUUGUACUCAGACGGCCCCAGACCUGGUCCUCAAUGCCCCAGUUGUGGAACAGACCACCUACCUGGAGGACAGACCCAUGUACGCGCUGCAGUGUGCCCAUGAGGAGCACUGUCUGUCCAGAACUGCUGACAAAGCUGACCCCACCUCCUACCGCCGCCUUCUCCGCUUCUCCUCCCAGAUACAUAACAACGGCCACUCAGACUUCAGGCCACGUGCCGCACACCACUCCUGGAUCUGGCAUGAGUGUCACAGACAUUACCACAGUAUGGAGGUUUUCACCCACUAUGACCUGCUGAGUCUAAACGGCACUAAAGUGGCAGAGGGACACAAAGCCAGCUUCUGUCUGGAGGACACUCACUGUGACGAGGGUAUCCAGAAGAGGUAUGAAUGUGCAAACUUCGGGGCACAGGGCAUCACAGUUGGCUGCUCAGAUACCUACAGGCACGACAUUGACUGUCAGUGGAUCGACAUCACAGACCUGAAGCCCGGCGACUACAUUUUCCAGGUUGUAAUAAACCCCAACUAUGAGGUUGCAGAAUCAGAUUACAGCAACAACAUUAUGAAGUGCCGCUCCCGGUACGAUGGACAACGGAUAUGGACAUACAACUGUCAUAUAGGUGGCUCACUGAGUUCAGAAACAGAGGAAACUUCCCCGGGAUUGCUGACCAACCAGCUUUCAUACAGGUAGACCAAAGACGGACAACGCAGAUGGAUGGACAUUAGGGAAUUGUAUAUUAAUAUUCGACAACCACUAGAGGGGGCUGUACUGUUGUGCCUCCUUGGAGCAGUGCUGGAUUGUUGUUGGGAUCAGGGUUGAUACAAUGGACAAUAAUUCUAUGGGGAAAAUGAACUGCUUGCUUACUAAACCUAUUAACCACAUUCAGCUGUUCAAACGUGUUCUUAUCUCUUAGUGUCUUAUUGCCUUUAUUGAUGAAAUGAAGGUUUUGACCUGGUGCUUAUUGGGAGAGAUGUCAGGGAGGGCUGCAGCCAAAUAACUUAUUAGAUUAACUGUGCCAACAGUUGUCGUCUUUACCAAAGAGUCAAGAGUUUGCAUGGGCUGGAUGAAAAUUGUUUACUUUAACUAGAAACUAAAAA